AUGGAUGCGCUUAGGAAACAGCUCGAUGUAUUGAUGGGCGCGAACCGAAACGGCGACGUUCAGGAGGUGGCCCGAAAAUAUUAUGAUCGUGAUGUCUGCCGUCUCUUCCUCGCCGGUGUUUGCCCUCACGAGCUGUUCCAACUCACUAAAAUUGAUAUGGGCCCAUGCCCCAAGGUGCACUCGUUGCAGCUGAGGAAAGAAUAUGAGGAAGCAAAAGCAAAGGGUGUUGAUAAUUAUGACAGAGAUUUAGAGGAUACAAUAGACAGGCUUAUUGUUGAGUGUGACCGUAAGAUUUCUAGGGCUCUAAAGAGACUUGAUGAAGAGGAUGCUAAGGCAGCUAUAGCCAUCUCAGUAUCAGAAGUUACCCAGACCCCAGAGGCCAUUGAGUUGUCCAAGCAAAUUAAAGAGAAAUUGAAAGAAGUUGAUAGACUUGAUUUUGAAGGCAACACAGACAUGAAGAUUCGGGCUGUGGAAGAGCUUGAAGAACUAAGAGUUAAAAGAGCAGACAUGCAGGCAAACCUUCUGCUGGAUGCUUUCAACAAAGAUCGUGCAUCUCUUCCUCAGCCCCUGACUAAUGCUUCUCAAGUGACACCGUUGCCAGUAGCUGUUCCAGAUCCACGCAUACAGGAAAUGAUUAACGAGAAGCUUAAGAAAGCUGAAGAUCUUGGUGAACAAGGAAUGGUCGAUGAAGCACAGAAAGCAUUGGAAGAGGCUGAAGCACUAAAAAAGCUGCCAGCAGCGCCACAGGAACCUGUACUUGACUCCUCAAAAUACACAGCAGCGGAUGUGCGCAUCACAGACCAGAAGCUUCGGGUCUGUGACAUUUGUGGAGCAUUCUUGAGCGUUUAUGAUAGUGAUCGUCGUUUAGCAGAUCAUUUUGGUGGAAAGCUUCACCUAGGUUAUAUGCAAAUACGUGAAAAGCUAGCUGAACUUCAGGAAGCAAAGGACGCAAAACUUAAAGCCCUCAAAGAAGAGAGAAGAUCGAGAGAUAGGGAGCGUGAGAGAGAACAUAGCAAGGACCGCGGUAAUGGUAAUAACAAUGAUCUCGGGAGGGAUUAUGAUCGUAGGAGCAGGGACCGUGACAGGCAUCAUGACCGUGGCCAACGUUAUGACCGUGAGCGCGAAAGAGGGAGAGACAGCACCAGUUCUCGUGGGUUUGACUCGAGGAGUCGCCAUAGGUCUCGUUCCCAUUCCCGAGAACGGGCGAGAGAUUAUGAUCGCCACAGGCGUCGAUACUAG
This is a messenger RNA of Striga hermonthica, 1239 nucleotides long. The record is from the annotation of a GenBank genome assembly. NCBI's taxonomy places the organism in Eukaryota, Viridiplantae, Streptophyta, Magnoliopsida, Lamiales, Orobanchaceae.